Pseudoliparis swirei is the source of this 2401-nucleotide messenger RNA. RefSeq names its product zinc finger, FYVE domain containing 19 (gene zfyve19). Gene Ontology annotation, cellular component: midbody; cleavage furrow; centrosome. The coding region runs from base 158 to 1441 and encodes 427 amino acids. Gene Ontology annotation, molecular function: metal ion binding; phosphatidylinositol-3-phosphate binding. NCBI's taxonomy places the organism in Eukaryota, Metazoa, Chordata, Actinopteri, Perciformes, Liparidae. The transcript is spliced from 11 exons. Gene Ontology annotation, biological process: mitotic cytokinesis checkpoint signaling; abscission. The record is from RefSeq and is a predicted model, not a curated record.
UCCGGAAGUGUUCCUGUUUUGAUUACAGCAACGUUGAAAGGUUGAAAAUAGGUAGCUAGCAGCGAAUUUAUUGUUAAUAUAGUCCGUUUUCUUACCAGCUAGCGCAAUAUCAGACAACUUUAAAUUGCCUGGCGCAUUGUUAUCUACACGUGUCGACAUGGACAACCGUUGUUAUUGUUGUGCAUCAAAGUUCAGUCUGUUCAAGAAGGAGCUGGGCUGUAAGAGCUGCGGCCGGUCCUUCUGCUCCAGCUGUUUGACUUUCAGUGCUGUGGUGCCUCGCUGUGGCAACACACAGCAGAGGGUCUGUAAGCAGUGUCAUGGGAAUCUGACAAGUGGGGAAUCUCCAAACAGUGCUGGAAAAUGGUCUCCUCCAGAAAAUUACAAAAAACGGGUUGCUGCAUAUGAGGCCAAACAGCAGGGACAGUCGACGCAGCCUCCAGCACAAGGAGGCAGUAGAAACAGUAAAGCAGGCCAUAUACCAACCAAAGUCCCGAGUAAAGAAGACCAGGCUAUUGCUGAAAGACUUCAAAAACUGAAGGAGGAUACUGUACCAAAGUCCAUCCCCUCUGAGAGAGAGCUAGAGUCUCGCCUUGCUGCUCUGAAAACGCCCAGCCGGCCAGUGCCUUCUGUAGGAGAGAUGGAGGACCGCCUGGCAGUUCUGCAGGGUCAGACUCCAUCAUCUCAAGCUGCUCCACCUGUGCACCAGCCCCCAGAUAACAGGACUCAGACUGAAAAAGCCAAUGAUCUGGUGAAUCAGAUGUCAGAAGAAGUUACCAUUGAUGACCAGCAAUCAAAUCCUGAUUGCAGUGUAGAUGGCCAUAUGAAUGAUCUAAACAAGGGCGAGGGGGGAACAUUGGAUGAUAAUUUGGAGGAGAACCAGGAAGGAGACAAGCAGCUAGAGUCCGAGAAGGCUCGAGUCAUGGAGGAAGCCAUGGAGGAGCUGAGGAAGGAGCGGCAUUCCCAGGACCAGAUCCUGCACAUGGCCAAGAGGAUGGCGCAGCUGAAGGGGCAGGACCCAGACAAAGUUACUAUGGAGGACUUUCAGCAUCCUGACAGUGAGGAGGAGACUGAGGAAGAAGCUGUGACGAGAGUGUUGAAACAGCUCUCCGAAGAGGCUGGAUUGGAUGAGGCAAGUGGCUACAACAUACCUUUAGAACACAGUGGGCCAAAGAACACAGACUUGACCAAACAGUCAAAGAAACCGACCCAGGCUCAAGGACCCGAGAGUAGGAUUUCCACCGUUGCACAUCAGCCAUCGGACAGCGAUGAGGAGGAGCUUCCAUGGUGCUGCAUCUGUGACCAUGAUGCCACUAUUCGCUGUCACAGCUGUGACGGAGAUCUAUACUGCAACCGCUGCUUCAGGGAAGGCCAUGAUAAAUAUGACAGGAAGGAGCAUCGCACCACUAACUACACUGCGCCAAAGAAGAAGCGGAAGACUUGAUCGUGAGAUGUGCUAUAAGUGGUUGCCUUAUCAGGCUGUGGUCAGUCAUCACUGUGCUUUAGACUUAAGUGACCUAUUAUUGUUAGUAACAAGUAUCUUAGAAGAUUUAAACACUACCUAUUAUCUAAACAAUCUGGUACCCCUCAUUUUAACCUUAAUUUAUCCAAUCUGCCCAAAGUGGCUAUAAUCCUGUGUCUGCGUAGACCCCAGAACAAGCAGCAUCUUCUUUCUGUAAUUGCUAACGGAUCUAAAUGAACUGAACCAAUAAAAACAAUGGGUAACAUUUAUGGUAAGGCAAAGCCUACAAAUAGAUGUACACUUUAAUGUAAUGCAAUAUGUAUAAUAUAUAUUUUUUAAAGCUUUUAUUUCAUUCUGUUAAGGUGUUUUAGCAAAACAGCUUCUGCAUACAAAACAUUUUAAACGGUUUAAACAAAUCAGAAGCGUGAAUUGUUUUUUGUACUGCCCAAAAGCCAACAAAGGCUCGUCUUGGAUGCACUUGAGAGACGGCGUGUGUGAUUACUGACAGUGGCAAGUGUGUGCCAGGCAUCAGACAGCGGCACGUCUGUGGCAAGCGUGUGGAAACUCAGUGGCAAGCGUGUGGCAAGCGUGUGGUAAGUCUGUUACAAGUCUGUGGCAAGCAAGCGAGCGUCUCUCGUUCGGCACCCCUGGCAUGUUAGCUAAACUAGUCGUUCAGACAUCUUGACGUCGUUUACGACAGCAGACGUCGAAAACUUCUUCGAUAGACUUUUACAGCGCACCUACUGGAACGUUUUCAGAUCACACGUGAGAAAAUAUAACAAUUAAGGGAGAUUCACAUAACACAUAGCAUUGUUAUAACUACCUGUACGUUUGUACUAUUCUAUGUACUAAUACUGUUAUAAUGUUACACAUCCAAAUACUAUGUUAAUCAUGGUGAUUAAUAUAACUUAAUAAUGAUUUACAAUAAAAACAAAACUUGCA